This is a messenger RNA of Grus americana (Whooping crane), 4958 nucleotides long. It is a transcript of the gene KCNN3, whose product is annotated as potassium calcium-activated channel subfamily N member 3. NCBI's taxonomy places the organism in Eukaryota, Metazoa, Chordata, Aves, Gruiformes, Gruidae. The coding region runs from base 138 to 2129 and encodes 663 amino acids. Gene Ontology annotation, cellular component: plasma membrane; neuron projection; neuronal cell body. Gene Ontology annotation, molecular function: small conductance calcium-activated potassium channel activity; calmodulin binding. The transcript has 8 exons. The record is from RefSeq and is a predicted model, not a curated record. Gene Ontology annotation, biological process: potassium ion transmembrane transport.
GGCGGCGGCGGCGGCGAGCGCGCGGCGGCGGUGGCGGCAGCGGCGAGCGCGCGGCGCCCAUUCAUGAUCCAGCGCGCGGGGCCGGUGGCCGGUAAAGCGGAACCGGUGCUCGGUAAAUCGGCGCCGGUACCGCCGUUAUGGAAACAUCGGGGCAUCUCCACGAUUCGGGCGUGGGGGACUUGGAGGAGGACGGUCGGUGUCCAUGUCCCUUACCGGGGGAUGAACGGUCACCGCCACCGCCGCCACCUCCCGCCGCGCUGCCGCCGCUCCAGCACAGCCUGUUGCACUCCUCGCCCGGGUCGUUACGGGCCCCUCCUCCUCCUCCCGCCGCCCCCGCCGCCCUCCACCCUUCCUCCCGCCACGGCAGCCAGCUCAACCUCGGCGACCACCCGGCGGGCUCCGGGGCGGGGAGCGGCAAACACCGGCAGCCCAGCCCGUUGGUACACCGGCGGGACAGUAACCCCUUCACCGAGAUCGCCAUGAGCUCCUGCAAGUACAGCGGGGGGGUGAUGAAGCCCCUCAGCCGGCUCAGCGCAUCCCGCAGGAACCUCAUCGAGGCCGAACCGGAGGCGCAGCCCUUGCAGCUCUUUGGUGCCGGCGGACCCCCCGAGAUCGUCGUCUCGCGUGAGGACAACCACGCGCCCGCCGUCCGCCGUCCCGACCACCGCCCGCCCGCUCACCCGGCCCCCGCCGCUUUCGCCAAGGGGCCCAAGCGCAAGGCGCAGAACAUCGGCUACCGGCUGGGGCACCGGCGGGCGCUCUUCGAGAAGAGGAAGCGCCUCAGUGACUACGCGCUCAUCUUCGGCAUGUUCGGCAUCGUCGUCAUGGUCAUCGAGACUGAGCUCUCCUGGGGGCUCUACUCCAAGGACUCCAUGUUCUCUCUGGCCCUGAAAUGCCUUAUCAGCCUCUCCACCGUCAUCCUGCUGGGCCUCAUCAUCGCCUACCACACGCGGGAGGUGCAGCUCUUUGUGAUCGACAACGGAGCCGACGACUGGCGGAUAGCGAUGACGUACGAGCGCAUCCUCUACAUCAGCCUGGAGAUGCUGGUCUGUGCCAUACACCCCAUCCCCGGGGAGUACAAGUUUUUCUGGACAGCCCGCCUGGCUUUCUCCUACACGCCUUCCCGCGCAGAGGCGGACGUGGACAUCAUCCUGUCCAUCCCCAUGUUCCUGCGCCUCUACCUGAUCGCUCGGGUGAUGCUGCUGCACAGCAAGCUCUUCACCGACGCCUCCUCGCGCAGCAUCGGGGCGCUCAACAAGAUCAACUUCAACACCCGCUUCGUCAUGAAGACUCUCAUGACCAUCUGCCCCGGGACGGUGCUGCUGGUCUUCAGCAUUUCCCUCUGGAUCAUCGCCGCGUGGACGGUCCGGGUGUGCGAGAGGUACCACGACCAGCAGGACGUAACCAGCAACUUCCUGGGUGCCAUGUGGCUCAUCUCCAUCACCUUCCUCUCCAUCGGCUACGGCGACAUGGUCCCGCACACCUACUGCGGGAAGGGGGUCUGCCUGCUCACCGGCAUCAUGGGUGCCGGCUGCACGGCACUGGUGGUGGCCGUGGUGGCCAGGAAGCUGGAGCUCACCAAAGCGGAGAAGCACGUCCACAACUUCAUGAUGGACACGCAGCUGACGAAGCGGAUUAAGAACGCGGCGGCCAACGUCCUGCGGGAAACGUGGCUCAUCUAUAAGCACACCAAGCUGCUGAAGAAGAUCGACCACGCCAAAGUCAGGAAGCAUCAGAGGAAGUUCCUCCAAGCCAUUCACCAGUUGCGGAGCGUGAAGAUGGAGCAGAGGAAGCUCAGCGACCAAGCCAACACCCUGGUCGACCUCUCGAAGAUGCAGAACGUGAUGUACGACCUCAUCACCGAGCUCAACGACCGCAGCGAGGACCUGGAGAAGCAAAUCGGCAGCUUGGAGUCCAAGCUGGAGCAGCUCAGCGCCAGCUUCAACUCCCUGCCCCUGCUGAUGGCCGACAUGCUGCGCCAGCAGCAGCAGCGUCUGCUCGCCGCCGUCCUGGAGGCGCGGGGGGUCGGCGUGCCCAUGGGCACCCCCCAAACUCCUCUCUCCGAGAGCCCCAUCGGGGUCAGUUCCACCUCCUUCCCCACCCCUUACACGAGUUCGAGCAGCUGCUAAAACGCAGCCCCGCAGCCCCCCCCGCGGACAGGGGAAGCGUUUCUGCGCGGGUCCCGAGGUCUCCGUGGACUUUCUUCUGGUCCUCGAAUCACCGCCGCGGGACCCUUCAGCCAGAGCCGGUGGGGACCAGCAGUGCCGAGUGAUGCUCGGAGCUUUGCCAACGCCUUGGUAUCGGGAAUCGCAUCCCCGUUCAGGUGCCUCUACACGUGGUGAAGGAAGGGGACGGCAGGCGACGCCUCGGGCGAGCCCGCGCCGUGGCAUCCGGUGGCAGAUGGAAAACCCACGCUCAAUCUCAGGUCUUCACGUUUGAAAACAAACCAAGUCAGAAGCACUGAAGCAAUGGAGACACCAGAGGGAGAGUUCUCCUCCCCUGCGUGGACCCUGCCGGGGGGGGCCGGGGCGCUCCCCUUGCCCCCUGCCCCUCUCACCAUCGCAAAGCCCCACCGGGCAGAUGCCGUCGUGGCGGUUUCUUGCACAGGCUCUGACCUACGCUGCCCAUGCUCCAGCCCAUCUCCUUAGCGGGACCCACACGAACCCCCCCCACCUGGCAUUGUCGGGCGGGUGACAGUGUCUGGCCAGAACCUGCCCGGGGCCGGGGUGGGGGGGGACGGUUCUCCAGAGCCGUGAGUGUUUUCUGCCCGGGCAGAACAAGGGACGCUUCUUCUUUCUGGUCCUUGGUGUCGCAUUCUGCCUGGAGACGCGUGCCAGAGCUGGGAAAGCAGUGCCUAAAGCACGUGGGGAUGCGGGGCUGCCCCCGGCCGACGCCGCGAUGGCCAGUGAUGGGGCUGGCGGGCCAGCCUGGGCGCCGGGGGGGGUCUCCAGGUGCUCACAUCGCCGCCUGCCCAGGAGCUCCCCCCCCCAACAUUUUGGGAAGCCACCGGGCUCUUUGUGGCGGCCUCAAAACUGCCAGAUGAAAACCCCCAUCAGCUACAACCACCUCCGCUUGCGCCAGGAAUGUCCGCGCUCGAGCCCGGCCGGCAGCGCCGAAUCCGCCAGGGUCGAGCGGGGGCUCGCUGGCAAGCGACGUAGUAGCGGGAAAAGGCGCUUCAUCUGUUUAAAACAAAGCCCGUCGGCUUCGUGCCGCUUCCGCUGGGUUCAGUGGGAAUCGGCGGCACCAUCCGGCACCGUCUUGGCAACGGCGCGGCGAUCGGCACUAGCCGCCGCCCGUGCCUGCCGAAACGCAGCCCCUCAUGCUUUAUUUUUCUUUUGCUGAUCUUCUUCCCUUGGGCGUCACCAGGCUACGUCUGGAACCAGCUAUUUUCUGUUCUGCUUUCACCAUUUCCUCCCUUUUUUCCUCCCUAGUUCUGCCCUGGGGUCGCGUUUGGGCUCUGCCGGGUCCUUGCACGGAUCCCCGCCUGCUGCUGCCGGGCUCCGGCUCUGGGGCCGGUGUUUGCUGCUUUCACUGAAAACUCAGCAGAGGCUAUUUAUAUAUAUUUUUUUAAACAGAUGAAGUAACCAUGUAAUUACUCCGCGAUAUUAAUUACACCUCACCCAGCAGUGUCAGUAAUUGUAAUCAAAGUCACUGUGUUACUCCAGGUAUACUCAGCCUGUAAUCUUCUCCUUCGUAACUCUUUCACUUCCAUAAAUAACGCUGGAUUUCGUGCACAUGUAGGCAGGGACGCAUCGGCCCAACGCCGAGGAAUCUCCGUGCAAAACUCCACUUGCUGCUGGUGGUAGGUGGUUUACUCCUCGUGCCCUGCAAUUAAAGUUACAUAGAAAACGAGCAGAAGUUAGCGAGGAGCGCUCGCCCCACCGGCCCCAGGCGGUGGCAGGAGGAGGAGGAGGAGGAGGAAGGCUGCAAGGAGUGCUGCAGAAUGAGCUCCCGGCGCUGCGGAGGGGGUUGCGUCGAGCCCGCUGGUAGCAGGGUGACGAGCCGUGGUUGUUCCCGUCGCGUUCAGGGAGGAGAGGAGGCGAGCGGCGCCGGCCGCCGGCCUUUUUCUUCUGCUCCUCGGCCGGCGGGAGAUACUCAGCUUCUGGGAACGAGCUGCUCUUUCCCUCUUCCAAGCUCUCGCCAUCAGUGGAAUUGUAGGGCGGGCUGGGAGAGCGUCGCUGCCCUGGCAGCCCCCCCCAAGGUCUCUUCUCGGCCCUGCCGCUGCUCCCCGGGUGCCUACGGGUGACCCUCAGCCCUACCUCCACGGCCGGAGAACCUUCUGCCCAGCUCCAUAAGGUUUCCAGCGUGGCAAUGGAGAAAAUGUUGGAAAUUCUAAGACUAAGCCUGAAAUGCAGCGUCUCUGCUGGCCUGCAGGCAGCCAGCGGAGAGAAAAAAAAAAAAAAAAAAAAAGGCUUCCGUACCUCUCCAGGGGUUCGGGCAGGAGCAAACCGCCACGUGCAACGGGUCUGCGUGCGGGGCGAGGUGUGGAGAUGUAUCCUGGGGCGUCAGAGAGCCAGAGGAAGUAUCGAUGCUUGAGAAUCCGUAUCGCCUGCGGGAACCUCCUCAGGGGGUGAUGAUCAAGUCUGGGAAAUCCAAUGGAGUAAGACAGGACCAGGCGCCGUCGGCUCGCGGGGACCGCGGUGCUGAAGGGGAGCGAGGAACCGGUGGCGAGAGGUUCGGGAUGGCAGCCGGUGCAAGAGCUCCAUGUCCUGGGGCAGAGUCGCUGCAGUGGGAUUUCGGCAGGGCUGAGAGGAGCUGGGCCAGCGCGGUGGGAUCUCUGCACCCCACAGCCUGCACGCCCCCCCCUCACCCCUGCACAACCUGCACCCCAAACACCCCCCCCCACCUGAGACUUCGCAGCCCUGGCUCUGCACCCUACGCUCUGCACCUUGCACCCUGCAUCCCAUGCACCUCACAUCCUCCAUCCCUCACCCUGCGUCCCACGCACCCCUGCACCC